UGGAGCGCGUGCAUCAGAUAGUCAUUGAAUUAGCUGGGGAAGCUUAGCCCUGACGCUAGCCCCAUUUUGACGUUUUUAUGGGCACAUUUGCGGAAAGAAAUUCAAAAUGCUGCAAUAGUUCUAAGGUGUCAACAAGAAGAAAUUCCCAGACGUCUGCUAUUUCCUGUCCAGCUGGAUCUGCACAAAGUUGGAGACCCUUCAAUUCUUUACCUGGUUUUCUGCAAGCAAAAUAACUGGAAAUAAUAAGAAUACAACUUCUUUCCAAGUUUUUUUUUUUUUAAUAUUAUUAUUAUUACUACUUUUUUUCUUUUGCACAUGACCUUUAGGCUCUCCACCACUUUGCAGUUGGGCUUAAGAACCAUCUUUGCUGAUUUUAUAUCGGUGUAAUCACUAAAUGUCUAAUCACUAUUCAUGGCCUAUUUACCCCAUUACAAUGAUGAUUCAUUUCUUUUAACUCACCAUUUCUUAAUUCUACACAUGUGUCAUUUUUUAGAAAAAUAAACUAUUCCCACUCAAUAACUGAGCAAGAGUAGGGCUAUGGACAUGUGUAUUUUUAGUAUUAUCAUUUAAAUUUUCUUUUGGAUGAAUCUAAACAAGUGGAGUUGUCUUGGGAUUUGAAGGAAGUUGUGAAAGAAACUAACCACAAACAGUUCAAAUGAAGUCAGGCCAAAUUGAAAUGGGAGGAGAAGUUGAGGAGCAUAAGGCCCUGGACCUUCCUGACGACAGAAAGCCCAACAGAGUCAUGAAAAAUGAUAAAAGUGAGAAUGAAGAGGAGGAGGGAAAAGCAGUUCAGAUUCCCCGAUAUCGCUGGGUCAUGCAUGCUGCUGUGAUGUUUGGACGAGAGUUUUGCUACGCCAUGGAAACCGCCUUGGUGACACCAGUUCUUCUACAGAUAGGUCUUCCUGAGCAGUAUUACAGUUUAACCUGGUUUCUCAGUCCCAUCCUGGGUCUUCUGUUCACCCCGCUGAUUGGCUCAGCCAGUGACCGCUGCACUCUGCGAUGGGGCCGGAGGAGACCAUUCAUUCUGGCUCUUUGCACAGGAGUGCUAAUUGGUGUUGCACUAUUUUUAAACGGAUCAUUGAUUGGCCUUUCUAUUGGUGACAGCCCAAACUCCAAGCGGCAGCCAAUUGGUAUCGUUCUGACUGUUGUUGGUGUUGUGGUGCUGGACUUCUGCGCUGAUGCCUCCGAGGGACCAAUCAGGGCUUACCUUCUGGACGUUGCUGAUGCUGAUGAGCAAGACAUGGCUCUGAAUAUACAUGGCCUGUCCGCUGGACUUGGCGGAGCAGUUGGCUACAUGUUGGGAGGCCUUGACUGGACCGGCACUGCUCUGGGUAGAGCAUUUAAGUCACAGGAACAGGUCCUCUUCCUGUUUGCUGGGGUUAUCUUUAUUAUUUCUGUAACACUGCAUAUGCUCAGUAUCCCUGAGAGGACUUUUGCUUCAGCCAACCAACUGAAAGAUGAAGAUGAUGAGUGCACCAGUCAGUUGUCUGUAAAAUUGCCUGGCUGCACACGACCUUGUCUCGUUGCAAUUGCAGAGGAAGAUGCUUUUGCACCAGCCUCUUGCCAAGAGGACAAAGAAACACAUCCCGAGGAAGCAGAAAUGGAUUUCCUAGCUGUGGACAGAGUUCGGAGUAAAAGUGAUUCAGUCCUUGCCAUGCCAGACGCUACAAUCGAGUUAGACUCUGACCUUCACCUAGACAGGCAGAUGUUCUUACCUGAAGUGCCUUUAUUACCAGAAGAUCUGGACAAUGCCUUUACGCCAUCAGACACCGGUAUGGAGUCCUCAUCUCCUACUAAUGACCCCACCUCUCACACUAAUGGGAGAGUGAUUGAAGAGCCUACAAAUAUAGAUGUGCCUCAAAUAAAGGACCCAACAAAUGGCCAGCUUUCUGUUCCUCAGGCCAGUUCUGCCUCAGAGAAUUCACACGUACGAUGGCAUGAGCUAACCUCUAACGGCACCAGUGCUGGUUUGCCUUCCUCUCAAGCCUUGAAUACAGGUAAAGGCCACACCUCCACCAAACCAGGGACCCGCACUGGCAACACUUCUGUCUCAUCACGACAACAUCCAGCAACCUUCUACAGACAGCCCUCCUUUACAUUUUCAUACUAUGGUCGAGUGGCAUUACAACGCUACAGACUGAGACGCACAAGACUCACGGGCCCUCGGCCAAUCACCACCUCCCGUAGUCUGACUGAUCUGCGAGGCAUCCGGGGACCUGUGCACAGAAGAAAGAGGCAGCUGUCUGCAAGUAGCCUUUCAUCUGAAGGCUCCAGCAGUGUUGGGGAAAUGGAGAGGGGUACAACUGUGAAGCUUCUUUGGCUAUCCAUGUUCAAGAUGCCAAAGCAGCUCUGGAGACUGUGUAUAUGUCACCUCCUUACAUGGUUCUCCAUUAUAGCUGAAGCCGUGUUUUACACUGACUUCAUGGGUCAGGUCAUUUUUCGUGGAAACCCUAAGGCACCAGGCAAUUCCACAGAGCUACAAGAUUAUCACAGAGGAGUACAGAUGGGGUGCUGGGGGUUGGUGGUCUAUGCUGCAACUGCUGCUGUUUGCUCUGCCAUUCUUCAGAAAUCUUUGGAUAAUUUUGAUCUGAGUAUUAGGGUCAUCUAUGUUGUGGGAACUUUGGGAUUCUCAAUAGGAACUGCAAUUAUGGCAAUAUUCCCUAAUGUUUACGUUUCCAUGGUGAUGAUCAGUACCAUGGGAAUCAUCUCCAUGAGUAUCUCAUACUGUCCCUAUGCUUUACUUGGACAGUACCAUGAAAUCAAAGAAUACAUUAACCAUAGUCCAGCCAACACUCGAAGAGGCUUUGGUAUAGACUGUGCUAUACUAACCUGCCAGGUUUACAUCAGUCAAAUUUUGGUUGCAUCAGCUCUUGGAUCUGUAGUUGAGGCUGUUGAUAGUGUACGUGUCAUUCCAGUUGUUGCCUCCGGGGGCUCCUUCCUUGGAUUCCUCACUGCUUGUUUCCUAGUAAUUUAUCCUGUCCCAGAGCCUGGUAGCUCUGUGGAUUAUUAGGACUCUGAUGCUCUACCUGGAGAGGAGGGUCAGAAUAGUAAAAGGACCAGUGACUACAGACUAUCUCUGCUUAACCUCACAGAUCAGACCAGAGAAGACGCUGCUGCCUAAGGGUAGAAAAGAACUGCCAUGAUGGAUUGACUCAACAACCAAAAACUGCAUCAUGUGUAAAUUAUACCAAACUUUGCUGGUGUGCAUAUGUGAUGGGCUGUGCCAUGUGGAGCGGCAAAGAAACACAAAGAGGGAAAACAUAACUGACAGAUGAUUUUCCAUCUAGUAAAAAUGGAGGAUGGGCAGAUUUGGAUUACUAUUGUAAUCUAAAUGUGAAGUGAAGGAAAUCAUAUAAAAACAAUGCCUGCUUGUGCUGCUCUGUUUGUGGAGUUGCUACCUCAACACUAAGAAAAAUAAUGUUUAGCCGGUAAGUCACAACAACAAAGACCAGGCUCGAGCUGCUGGUCCAACUGUUGAAAUUUAUUUAGUUCAGACUACUGGAAGCACAAAGCACUUUUGAUUUUUUUCUUUUUUAACAGUGCUGCCACGCGAAUGGUGCCAACUAUCACCAAUAUGUCAUAUUUUACUCUGCUGCUGCUUCUAAACUGCCAAAUGGACAAUCAUAAUGCUGUAGAAGGGAUGCUUGGUGCAACCCUGCAUAUUUUCAGAUUAAAUACAGAUGUAUAUUUGUUCCACUUCUGGUGGACUUCAUGGACAUUUCACUGCCAUUUUACAAAAGCCAAAAAAUGUCAAAAGGUACAAACCUCUUGAGUUUGUUCUAGAUGCAUAAGUGUUAUACAAUCAAACAUAGGAUUUUUCUUUAAUUACACUACAGUUAAUGUGUUCAUAAUGGUUCAUUUUAGCAAUAUAUUUGAGCCUCCAGAGAGUUAUUUUCAUUUUUUUAAAAUUUCUGAUGAUUAAAAGUUUAUCUCUCAGGGUGUUGUUUAAAAAAAUUAUUGUGACUGCUGGGCUAUUUUGAACAGUUUUGGAUAGAGAAGCAAAUUUUUAAUGUUGAUUUCAAAUCUGUAAACCAUAUUCUUGAAGAUGAGCAGGAAGGAAGUGGAGAAUUGGAGACGAGUAGGAUUUAUUGUAGUCGUAUCUUUGUGCAUUUUCUUGAAAGCAAACUGACCUUUACCCUGUUGUGCAUGCUUAUGAGAUCAGCUGGUCACUGUAAAUCUGUCCUCUGUUGGAGAGCUACACCAGGGAAAACAUUGCUCCAGAAUAAUGAGAGAGAAAGUUAAAAAAAGAAAUGCACAAUAAUAUAGAAAGCAUGUUUGGUAUUUGGGGCAGACUAAGCUCCCAAAGUGCAUUUAAUAGUUGUGAAGCUACAGCAGAACAUUAUUUGAUGUGGCGUGAAUUCAGAAAGCAGAAUUUUAAAGCCUGACGUAGUGUUUGUGUCAUUUAUACUGUAACAUCACGUGGUGCAUUAUUCCCAAUCAUCCGUGUUGAAUGAAAGUGAGGAUCACUUUGCAUAACUCAUCUGCAAAAUGUAAAGUAUUUUGAUUGCUCAGCUCAGGAGAAAACAUCAGACCUGAUUUCCUAUCUUAUGGGUUUUCUGUUAUCUUCUGUUGAAGGAAUUUACUUUGCUCCCCAACCGCAUCACCUUUGUCUUGUUUUCAGGCAGUGUUAGCAUUUUAAAGGAAAUAUCAGAAAUGCAACGAUAAAACUUUGAGGACAUUUUUUGUAAUUUCAAACAAGUGGCAAUGUAUGUUUUCAAAAGGUUUUUUCCCCCGCAACAGGCUUAAAACUAAUAGUAAUGAACAAUUCAAAAACACUUUUUUUCUACCUGAGUUAUAUCAAACCUUUGUCAAAAAUAAAAAAAAUGAGUACCUUACCAAUAACGUAUAGAAACUUGGACUUAAAUUUUCUUUAGUCUGAGAAAACGGAACAAUGUUUUUGAUGCUUUUAGUUUAGUUCAAUUAUCGAUUUUUCCAAAGAUUGUUUUGAUAUUAUCUUAGAACUCCCAUAUUAGUGCGAAACUACUUGCAUUGUAUAUUGCAAUUAUUUUUGAGAGGGUUUGUAUUUUUUUUUUUUUAAUUUAACAAAUGAACACAUUGCGUGUUCUCCUAGACUGAUUUUUGGUUCUGUGUGCUGAUGUACAGAAUUUUUGUAAAUUGUCCUGUUAAUUGGAGAUAAAUGGGCAACAUCUGUCAUCACAAAUGAA
Molecule: messenger RNA, 5165 nt
Organism: Poecilia reticulata (guppy)
Lineage: Eukaryota; Metazoa; Chordata; Actinopteri; Cyprinodontiformes; Poeciliidae
Product: polyamine-transporter SLC45A4-like
Biological process (GO): transmembrane transport
Cellular component (GO): membrane
Molecular function (GO): sucrose:proton symporter activity
Source: RefSeq, a predicted model, not a curated record